Priapulus caudatus is the source of this 1730-nucleotide messenger RNA. Its product is annotated as glutathione-specific gamma-glutamylcyclotransferase 1-like. Gene Ontology annotation, cellular component: cytoplasm. The coding region runs from base 448 to 1278 and encodes 276 amino acids. The transcript is spliced from 4 exons. Gene Ontology annotation, biological process: glutathione catabolic process. The record is from RefSeq and is a predicted model, not a curated record. NCBI's taxonomy places the organism in Eukaryota, Metazoa, Priapulida, Priapulimorpha, Priapulimorphida, Priapulidae. Gene Ontology annotation, molecular function: gamma-glutamylcyclotransferase activity; glutathione specific gamma-glutamylcyclotransferase activity.
GGCAACAAAACUGCGAGCUGGUCACUAGUCACUGGUCACUAGUCACUAGUAGUACUGCGGUACUAGCCUAUAUGGAAUCAAGAGCUAAUAAUAGCCCAUGAGCGAGAGCGACAGCUGUCGUGGAGUUUGGGACCGGGAGUGGAUUCAGCAGGAUUGCAUCAUCCGCCACGUUCAUACCGAAUCACACGGUUCAGCAGCUGCAGCUCACAGCUGUUCUCACACUGUCACUAGUCGCGCGAAGAAGUGUAUGUUGUAGCAUAUAGGUCCGGUUCUACCGACGGUGAAUUGUUAUGAAUGAAUAAUACUGAUGAAGUGACAACCGGAACGUGUACAGAAUCGGACCAGCAGUUAAGACGUCAAGAGAGCUAGGGUCCCCAAGAUACAAGAUACAAGGCAGCAUAGCUGACCGGCAAGGCCGCAGAUAAUAUUCACGUAGUACUAGUCAGUAUGAAGUGCAGUUCUGGGCUCCCAGUACGUUUCUGGGUGUUUGGGUAUGGUUCGUUGAUAUGGAAGCCUGGGUUCUCUUACACGUCUAAGACUGUUGGAUACGUGAAAGGGUUUUCAUUAAAAUUUUGGCAAGGCAACUGCACGCAUCGAGGAACUCCUGAAAAGCCUGGAAGAGUUGCUACACUGAUUACUGACAAAAAUGCACUCGCGUGGGGUGUUGCGUACGAGGUUGUUGGUCCUGAGCAGACAGAGGAGGCUUAUGAGCACCUGAACAUGAGAGAAUGCAAUCUAGGUGGUUAUCAGACGUGCAUCACCGACUUCCAUGCCCAUGCUGGUGACGAUUCCACCGCGCUGGUUUCCACACUACCCGUAGUUGUGUACAUAGCAACAGAGGAAAACCCGCACUACGUCGGCGCAUCGUCGAUUGAUACAAUGGCGCUGGACAUCGCGUCAGCUGAGGGGCAGUGUGGGCACAAUGUUGAGUACCUGAUGAAGUUGACGCGUUUCUUCCACGAGGAGGAUCUGCUUGAUGACGAGCUGUUUGCGCUGGAGCGUGCAGUGAUGCGAAUUCUUGACGAACGCGGUGUUCCACUCUCCUCGCUCAUGAACCACUCGUGCUGUCCACUCAACGAUGUGCCUGAGCUCGAGACCUCCGCCCACGACCGCGAGAAUUUCAGUGCCUUCUGGUGGGAGAAAAUUCGCAGCGCUCCCUCAUGGCGCGCCGCAUUGGAGGAUGUCGAAAAGGACCGGGGCAGCAAUGACAUUGAAUCUCUAACGAUUUGUGGCACAAUUAAGGAGGCCACGUCAAAAACUGUGAAGGUGGUGGUUUGACGGCUGCUGUGUGUAGUGCUGUAUGUAGUGUGUAUAAUGUCUGUGCAAUGUUUUAUUAUUGGAUAAAUGAAAGAAAGCAUGUUGCCAAAGAGAUAUUGCAAUUUUUUUUACCUCAUUACCAAUGCAGAUAUAUAUUAAUAUAUAAAUUAUAUGAUAUAUAAUUUGGUUUUUAAGUAUUGUUUAUUUCAAUUAUGUAUUAUGAAAACUGCUGCUUAUUAUUGGAAAAACCCAAACUUCUCAAUCAGGGCUGUCUAACUGAAGGGAUGGUCAAUAAAGUAGCCAUUAAAAUUGCUUGCAUAUACUAUGUGUUAUGUUCAAAAAUAAUAUUUGGUUGAAAAUCAUGCCACCCGAAAACUAAAUAUUUAAGUAGAAAGUUCUUCCAUUUUCUUUUGCCUCCUACAUCCAUCAGAUUGCACUGACGCAAAUAAAACCAAUUAUCUAGAUUACAUAAA